Messenger RNA from Mercenaria mercenaria, 11756 nucleotides. Its product is annotated as F-actin-monooxygenase MICAL3-like. Bases 603 to 8027 code for a protein of 2474 amino acids. NCBI's taxonomy places the organism in Eukaryota, Metazoa, Mollusca, Bivalvia, Venerida, Veneridae. The transcript has 26 exons. Gene Ontology annotation, molecular function: protein binding. The record is from RefSeq and is a predicted model, not a curated record.
AGUGUAACUAGGUAGAUAUUUUGUGAGCCUAAAGACCUUUGACACGUCUUUGUACUGUACUUGUCAAAUUUUUACCGCAGGUAUAUUUUAAGGACAGGAUACCUUAAUAGCACUUGUCACCUUUUUCUGAAGGUUGUAUUUAAUGCAGGAAACUACACUUCCAGUACAGACAGUUUGUAAAUGUUUUCGAUUUGGUGUCGUAACAUAUUGUUUGGGUUGUUUACAGAGCGUAUGAUUGAUAAGUUAUUGUUAGCGAUGGUACUAUAUAGUGGGAAUAUUGAUCGCACAGUUUAUGUGUCGACUUAAUCAGUGUAGAUUAGGAGUCACUGUAAAAAGAAUGCUUAAUCGACUAAUUCCUCCCAGUGCACUAAUGCGCUAUAUGGAUUAUUUAAAUACGAACAUGAAGAUGGAUUAAUGUGGAUUUUAUUCUGUUGUGUAAGUUUUAGAGUCAAAUACCAGAGAAGAAAAAAAAUCUACGUUGUUAGAAUUCUAAAAGUAUUUUGGAUAUAAAAAUUUUAAAUAUGUGAUUAUAAAAAAGGAUGAAUAAUUAGAAAUUUAUUAAAUUUUAAAAAAGGCGUAAAAGGAAAUUAAAAAAGGAAAAUAUGUUGUUAUUAGGGUCGGACUUGGAUAAUCGGAAUUCCGUGCAAGGAAAUGGAUUAAAUUCCAAUCAUAAUGGUGGUGAAGAAAGAUGCAAGAUGGAAAAUGGGGGCGGGGACAAUGACCCAGUGUCACAGCUGUUUGACCAGUUCUGUCACGCAUCAACAUGUCGUGCCAUCAUCUCCUCAUUUCAGCAGCUCUGUGACGCCGUCGGUCUUAGCCACGCAGAUCAUCGAAACUUCUACAGGAAAUUACGAGCGCGCAUAAGCACAUGGAAAGCUCACGCUCUCUGGGUGAAACUUGACAAACGUGCCAAUCAUAAAGAAUACAGACGAGGAGAGGCAUGUGCAAAUACAAAGGUCAUUAUAAUUGGAGGAGGCAUAUGUGGCCUCCGAGUUGCCAUAGAAACAGCCCUCCUUGGUGCACGGACUGUGAUCGUGGAGAAACGUGACAGAUUCUCACGGAAUAAUGUCCUGCAUCUCUGGCCUUUCCUCAUUGUUGACCUGAAAAAUCUUGGUGCUAAGAAGUUUUAUGGGAAAUUUUGUGCUGGGGCCAUAGAUCAUAUUAGUAUUCGACAAUUGCAGUGUAUCCUGCUGAAAGCUGCAUUAAUAGUGGGUGUUGAAAUCCAUGUAAAUGUCAGCUUUGAAGAUAUUAUUGAACCGACGUCUCCCGGCCAAGGCUGGCGAGUCAAAGUAGAACCAGAGAAUCAUCCACUGUCAGAAUACGAAUUUGACGUCCUUAUUGGUGCUGAUGGCAAACGUAAUACACUGCAAGGUUUCAAGAGGAAGGAGUUCCGAGGAAAACUGGCUAUCGCCAUCACUGCCAAUUUCAUCAACCGGAACACGCAAGCCGAGGCACGUGUUGAGGAAAUCAGCGGUGUGGCAUUUAUUUUCAACCAGAAAUUCUUCAAGGAUUUGAAUGAAGCUUACGGAAUCGAUCUAGAGAACAUUGUCUAUUAUAAGGAUGAAACCCAUUACUUUGUGAUGACAGCCAAAAAACAAAGUCUUCUGGAAAAAGGGGUUUUAAAACGGGACUAUUCGGACACAGCAGUGUUACUUUCCUACAAUAACGUGAACCAAGAUGCCUUAGCUAACUAUGCAAGGGAGGCAGCAGACUUUUGCACAAAACAUAAAAUGCCUCAUCUCGACUUUGCCGUCAACCAUUACGGGAGGCCAGAUCUUGCCAUGUUUGACUUCACUUCCUUGUUUCAAGCGGACAACUCUUGUAGGGUUUUAGAGAGACAAGGGAAAAAACUCCUGACAAUGUUAGUCGGGGACAGUCUUCUUGAACCAUUCUGGCCUACAGGGUCAGGUUGUGCGCGAGGGUUUCUCGGGGCAUUCGAUGCCGCAUGGAUGAUCAAACAGUGGUCCUCUGGCAAGAUGACGCCGCUACAGGUGAUAGCAGAGAGGGAAAGUGUAUACCAGCUACUGUCUCAAACCACUCCAGAGAACCUGCGACAAAACCAUGCUCAGUUUACUCUCGAUCCAGCGUCAAGAUACACAAAUAUGAAAUCAAAGUGGUUGAAGCCUAAACAGGUGAUGCACCUGUAUGACACUGGUGAUAAUACACUCAGGGAUGAAGUCAUAGAAAUUCCUGCUAAGUCUCCUCAAGAUGAUGUAAUAGAUACAUAUAGUUUAUUACGCUGGUGUCAGAAGAUACUGAAUACAGGCAAAUACCAUACAAUCAAUGUGACUGACUUGUCAUCUUCGUGGAAGAGUGGGCUAGCCUUCUGUGCUCUACUGCACUUCUUCAAACCUGAAGCAAUUGAAUAUGACAGUCUAAAUGAAGCAGAUGUUAUAAAGAACAACCAGCUGGCGUUUGACGUAGCACACAAAGAGUUUGGUAUAAACCCCGUACUGACUGGAGAAGAUAUGGCUAACUGUGAUAAACCAGAUAAACUUACGAUUGUUUCGUACCUCUCACAGUUUUAUGAUCUCUUCAAGAAACAGAGACCCCCAAGUGAUGACUACCUUAACAGUAGUUUUGAUGAGAAUCGUAAACACAGGUCACCAAGUCAUCGAAUGUCGAUACUUCAAAAACUUCGGUCUUCUCGCGUUAGUCUGUCCAAACUGAAGAAAUCCAUAAAGAAAGAGAAAGAUAUGAAUGAAGAAUACAACAUAAAUCAGAACAACAACAACAACAAUAAUUUCAGUAGGGACAAUGUGAGCAAACUAGCAGGAGUACUGUCUUCUAAUUGGGAGUCACAGAAUAGAGAUAAUAGGAAUGGAAAUGUAGAGUUAAUGAGGUACAGCAGACUUCCAAUAGAGAAAAUCACAAGCCAACUGGGUGAGAGUAACGUGAAGAAUGAAAUAAAGAUACACAAGACCCGUGAAAGUUGUCCGAAACUGCCCAUGGAUGAAAUAACUAACAGAUUGACCAGGGAAACACCUGACCAGUUCAAAGAUAUUAAAAUGAAGGAAGAAAUGAUGCCAGUAGUCAAAGUCAGCAAAAUGGCAGAGUUACUGGUUUCGAAGUUUAAAAAGAACAGUGAUCAACCCCCACCAGAACCUCUUUCGAGAAAAGUUAAGGGCCAGCCAAUGAUGGUAGCUGCCCAGCCAGCCAGUGAAUUUUGUUUCUUCUGUGGUAAACGUGUCUACAUCAUGGAGCGUAUGUCAGUAGAGAACGUGUUUUUCCAUAGCCAGUGUUUCAAGUGCGAGUUCUGUGGUGUAUUACUGAGAAGUAAUACAUACUCUGUGGACAAGAACAACUAUGGUGAUGCAUACAGAUUCUUCUGUUUCCGCCAUGCAUUGCCACAGAGUCGAUUUGGAAAACCCGCCCGUAAACGUGUUGCUGAAGAUGUGCCAGAUGAUGUUUCCAAGAAAAACAUUCCAUGUGAACCUGCUGACUUGGGACCAACACCAACUAAAGUUUCUGCAACCUCUAGAUCUCCUACAAAGCAAAAACCAGAGAUGUUGUCUCCAGUUUCAAACACUGAGGAUUUAAAUUCAAGUCUUAAGACUCCAGAGCGUAUAGAGUUUGAGAACACGAUUGAAGGCUUACAGGAGGAGACAGAGGAAGAACAGUGGGAGCACAAUAUGAGUAUGUCGUUGUCGCGAGGCGGCGAACUGGAGAUGGAAAUGCAGUAUGAUGAGGACGAGGAUUCUGACGACUCGGAUCUUGAAGAACUCCUGUCCGAAAUGGACGUGCUGGAUUAUGAAGAAGUGACGGAACUAUUAGAUGUUUGGUCUGAAGAUGAGGAGUUUCAGGAAGCUGUGGAUCUGUACACAUCAGGCCGGCUAGAGGAGUCAAUCAGCCUGGCCAGGGAGAGUCUCAGGCAUUCACGGGAAAACCUCCUUAAAGCUCAGGAAGCGGACGAGGACACUGAGGUCGAAGAAUAUGACGAGGAAUCUGAGACAGAAGAUUCAGAUACCGAAAUGGAAGAUGAAACAUUUGAACCAAACAGUACCAAAACAGAGUCUCAUUCAGAGGCCCGCUCAGCCACAGAGUCCAGGUCUGAUUCUCAGUUGUCCAUAAAUAGAAACAACUCCUCUGUCUCGGAGCCGGUAUCUGUCGGAAAAGUGUCAAACUUGCAACCGGCUUCUAGCACCUCACAGUCACAAUCAACAGUUACCAAUGGUGCCAACUCAUCCAUGGCAAGGGCGGCUCGAGCAGAUUUCUUCACUUCUCCUCCAGAGCCACUUAGACUGGACCCCUUCAAAAUGUUUGGAAUGGCAAGAAAAAAUCCAGUAAAAGAAGAACCUGUGUCCCAGUCUAAUGGCAAUGGUGAAACAAAGCCUCCAGUAGAUGGAGAAGGGGACGUUGAAUCAGAUGAAGGAACUGACCGCCAGGUUGGUUCCCAUGUAUUGGACAUUAAAGCACAGCAAAAUGAGAGCAAUAACACAGAUGAUGACCUUGAUGAAGCGUUUGUUUCGGCAGAGUACGAACCACUUAUUGAAGACGAUGAAAAGGUGGCAGUUAGUCGAGCAAUGGAGCAGCUUCUUGUUGACAUGGAUCACAGAUCUGAGUCAUUGAGUGACUCUAAUGACGAGUUGAACGGUUCUAGUGACAGUGAAGUUGAUGAUGAUGUUUUUCAUCAAUAUCGGCGACAGCUUUCGUCUAGAGAUUCAACAGGCUCACGUUCAGAAAGUGUGCUAAGUUCAAGUAGAUCAAAGUCUAAAAAUUCUUUAUCAAGUAGUGAUUUUGAUAAGAAUGGAAGGUCAGUUUCUAACUCAAGCUCAAGUGCAGAUAAACUAAAGAAAUCUGACGAAGAGCUUAGAAAUUCAAAGGAAUCACUUUCUGAUAGAAAUAAAUCUGGUUCAUUAAAUGAACUAGGGACAACUGAAAAGUCUGUUUUAAGAAGUGUUCAGCAAAUGAGUGAUAACUCUGGUUCUACCGGAGGAUCAGGGGAGACUACACUGAAAGUGUUGCAGAGUGUAAGUGAGAUUAAGGAACAAAAAGACGAUGAUGAAAUUGAACGAUGUAUUCAAUAUCUCGAUGAUAAGUUUGUGACGCGAAGGGCUCGGGGGAGCCAUAGAUCUGGUAAAUCCAAUUCAGAACUUAAGAAGUCUGGUAGUUCAGAUAGUUUCACUAUAUCCACCCCUAGUCAUUCGCCUUGUCAUACUGCAUCAAGUUCUCUGUCCGAAGAGUUUGAAUAUAAUAAAAAUAUUCUUGCUCAAGAGAGGGAAGAUGAAAGGCCUGAUUCAGAUAUGUUGAGAGAUUACCACAUGACAUUAAGUCAGGUCCUUGAUGAGGAUAAUGAUGGCGAAGAACCAUUUGACAAUGCUGGGAAAGAAGAUGAAGAUUUAGAUGCAACUUUGCAUGCAGAAGAAGCUCUUGACGCCUCUCCGGCAUCACCAGCUUCAGAGUACAUGUCUCCUAGGUCGGAGAUGGGCGAUGCUUCAGAUAAAAGUGACUAUGUUUCUCCUCGGUCAGAGAGAAAUAGCAGUAUGUAUGAAACACCAGAAACAAGUUUGAAUGAAAAAUCUGCAUCAGAUUUGAAAGAAGUUACAGAGAGUCUUGUUGAAAAUGAAAGUAGUGCAAGUAAAAAAGAACCUUCUAAAAAGUCCAUAUUGCCAAGUUUUGUUCAAACAAAAAUUAGUUCAAAACCAGAAACAUCUAAAUGUGUUCAAUCAGUGGAUGUUAAGAAAAAGAAAUCAGGUAGUUUAAAACCACCAAAGAAAAUAAAGCAGGAAAUUGACGAAACAGAUCCUGUUAAAAAUACCACCAAAACAAUUAUUCGCGCUUAUAAACAUGGUAGUCGGGAAGGUUCUGUGGAGUCAAACCAUCUAGAAAAGGAUGCAUGGGGAAGUUCAAGUUCUACAAGUAGCUUGAACUCAAUAAACUCAGCUGAGGCAUCUCAGAAAACAUGGCGACCAUUGCCGCCACUGCCAAUAGAAUCUCAGACCUCGCCAACACAAUCUAGAACUGUUAAACAGGGAACAGGGAGAAAGCUUCCAGAACCUGUCGGAUCCAAAUCACCGCAAGUGUUUCAAAGUAAUUUUAUGAAAAAAGCUUACUCCUCAAAUACAGACUCUAAUGACUCUAGCACGAAUACCCCAUCACCAAAUGAAAAUCGAAAGCCUGUGAUAACAAGCCAACCAAGACCAUUACCCCCUAAGCCAGGGGAAUCAAAACCUGGGAAGCCAGAAAAAAAUGUUAGUAAAGUUUUAGAUAAAUCUAGUGAAAGUAGUGGACUACGGACUAAAAUCACAGUGGAUUACUCCAAAUUGAAUAUUGAUAAAGACAGUGCAAGUGAAACUGAUACAAAAAAGAAGCGUAUACCAGUCGCCAGUGCUCUGAAAAAGUCUUUGAAACCAAGUCUUUCAGGAAACAGUGUAGGGGAACAAUCGGACGAUAUUCCAUUUGCUGACGAUAGUGAAAAUGACGUGAUAGAGGAGAAAUUUUUUACACCUGCCACUUCAAUAAAACCGAAAAGAAAAGCAGUGGGAAAGGAAGGAGAGUCGGUAGAUGCACGGAAAAGAAUUUUACCGACUCCUCCGAAAUCUUCUGAACCUGCAAUGCUUAGUCCUGAUCGUAUUCGUGAUAUACGAAAGGCAGAAAUCGAAAAGGCUCGUGAUGAGGCUCGGGAGAGAGCAAGGUUGAAAAGUGACGAGGAAUUAGGAUUACGAGAUACUCCAUCUGUGUCAAAAUAUAAAAGAACUGUAAGCACAGAGUCCUCUCAGAGUAAUUAUGCUAGUGCAGCAGAAAGUGAUGAAUUAAAAACUCCUUUACAAAAAGUCUCGGUUAGUUUUACUCCAGAAAUUCCCUUUUCAAAUGGUUCUCCAACCAAAGCUAAAGGUAAGAAAAAGAAAAAGAGCAAAAGCAGGGAAAGUAGUCUUUCAUCCAUAGAGAACUUAGAAGUUAACUCUGAAGUUAAAAAGGAUAAAAAGAAAAGGUCGCUGUUAGCUUCUAUUCUAUCUGGGGUUAAAACGCCAACAGACAAACCAAAAGAAUUCAAAGAUCGUGAUAAGUCAUCUUCCACUGACACAUUGGAAGACAAAUCUGCGAAAAAGAAAAAGACAAAAACACCGAAAACUGAUAAAAAGAAAGAUAAAAAGAAAAGGAAAACAGUUUCUAUGGAUGAAGAAAGUUUAUUGUCUGAAAAUAUGAAUCAGCUCAAGAUUGGUGCUGUAUUUUCAGAAAAGCCUGGAAAACGUCCAGCUCUGCGAGGGAGGAUAGUGCCACCUAAAGCUUCAGUUGAUGAUUUCACAGACUCUGAGGAAGAGUUCCCUAGUAUGGGCACAAGCAUGACAUCUCUGAAUGACUCGCAGUCUCGCCGAACAAAAUCUGACCAUGGACCUUUGUCUGAGGAAGAAUUGAAUGCGAGAAUAACAAGGAAGAUCCAGCAUGCGGCCAGAAAGCAACAAAAACAGCAGGAACAGAAACGGCUCCGCCAGGCUCAGGAAAUCCAGCGGAAACUGCAGGAAGUGGACGUAAAACAACGCGAGUUGGAGGAACGCGGAGUGUCAGUGGAGAGGGCACUGCGCGGAGAAGGUCCUGAGGGUGUGCGAUCCGAAACAGAACUCAUGCAGGAAUGGUUUAACUUGGUCCAUGAUAAGAAUGCGCUUGUGAGGCUCGAGUCAGAACUUAUGGUCAGUGCAAGAGAGCUGGAGCUUGAAGACAGACAAGGCAGACUUCAGCAUCAGCUGCGAGAAAGUAUGGCACUAGAUGGGUUAGAUUUGGACCUCUUUGACGAUGAGGUUUUUGAGGAACCAAACGAGGCCAAAAUAUCUAAAUAUCGGGAGGCCAUUUGCAGAAAUGACUCGCUCAAAUCUCCGCUACAGCGUGAGCGGGAACAGAAAAUCUACAGUGAAUUGAUCGAGGUCGUCGAAGAACGGGAUAAAUUAGUUGCUAUGUUAGAGGAGGAAAGAGUCAGAGAAAGAGAAGAAGAUAGAGACUUAGAGAACGUGAUGAGGGCCAAAGGGUUUUCGCUGUCCCCGACGUCGGGAUCCAAAAUACUCCGUAAAACCAGACCAGUGAAAGCAUCAUGACAUCAUACUUAACUGUUCAUCAUUUUCAUCAUCUGCUUAAAUACUCCAUAAAACCUGACCAGUCUAAUGCUGUGACAUUUUACUAUGUAUGUUUGUUAGGUUUUUACAAACUGACUAGCAUCUGGAUGUAGAACUAAAACCAGCAUCCUGGUGCAGAACUCAACUAGCCACCGGGUGCAAAACAUAAUUGGCAUCUGGAGACAGAACUUAUUUGUCGAUCAGGUGUAUAGCUGAACUGGCAUCUAGAUGCAGAACCUAACUGGCAUUCGGAUGUUGAACAUGCUAGGCAUCUGAAUAUAAAACCUGUCUGGCAUCCGGUUGUUGAACAUGCUCAGUGUCGUAGAACCGAACUGGCAUUCGCAUAUGAAACCUAACUGGCAUCCGGGUGUUGAACAUGCUAGGUGUCUAAAUGUAGAACUGAACUGGCAUUCGCAUGCUGAACAUGUUAGGUGUCUAAAUGUAGAACCAAACUGGCAUUCAUAUGCUGAACAUGACGGGCAUCUGCAUAUGAAACCUAACUGGCAUCCGGGUGCUGAAGCGUCUGAAUAUAGAACCUAGCUGGAUGAUGAAUGUAAUAGGCAUCUGAAUGCUAUACCGAAUAGAAAAUUUCUACAAAAGCUGACCCUUUUACUGAUCACAUAAUACCAAAUUAGUAAAAAACCAUCUUACUGUUCAUGUUUACUUUGAAGAUGAUACAAUAUUGCAUAUUUGUAAGCCAGUCUUGUUACUGUCCCAUCUUGUUAACCCUUAGCGUGCUGGCGGCAAGUGAUUCUGCCUUUUCGACCAGUGUAGACCAAGAUCAGCCUGCACAUCCGUGCAGUCUGAUCAUGGUCUGCACUGAUCGCCAUUCAGUCAGUAUCUUUUUGGUAAGCACCCCUUUUAACAGUUAAUGGUACUGUCCAAAUUGAAAGAUGGACAAGUUCAUUAUAGAAAUUUAGCAGGUUAAGGGUUAAUAAAACCAUGGGAGAUAACCAACACUGAACAUGAUGAUACUGAAUUUUACUAUGGGAUCAUUAGUAAACAUCUGUAAGCUUUGUUAAGGAAUGGUUCUAUUUUGAUGAUAUUUCAAGUAUCACAAACAUCAAGAAAAACUGAAAAAGAAAGAAAAGAAAGGUUUCACAGUUCACUAGCUUGAGGCGUGGUUUGAUGGUUCAAAUUAUAUAUCAGUUUGCAAAAGAGGUAUACGUGUUUUAUUUAUUCAUUGAUAGGUGUACCUGCAGGUUAUGUGCAUAAAAUAUUAACAUGAGAAAGUGUGAAUCUGCAAAAACUAUGCACAUUCUGUUUCGAAAUGUUAGAAUGAAGAGAAACGGAAUGAUUUUGGGUAUACAGUAACUCUUGUGAAAAAAGAAAACUCGAGUAUAGAUGUGUGUAUGUAAAAGAAGAAUUGUGACCAUUAUAUGUAAUUGCAUAUAAAUGAUAUGUAAGAAGUAAGAAAUAUCCAGAUUGUGCAAGUAAUAUUUUCACUUUGUGCUAAAGAAAAUUGUAAAUAUUACAAUAUUUAUUAAUGCUUAUUUAUGUUAAAAACCUAUAGACAUAGUUUGUGAAUAAAUUUUUAUGAAUGGUAGGUGAAUGACACAUUUUUGUGAAUUUUACUAAACUGAAUUGUCACUUUUGAUGAAAUUUAUGCGAGACUGUUUUGAAUGCCUGUUUACAUGAUGGUAUAAGAAAUGUCUUUUGGUUGUGGCUAAAUGCAAACAUUGAUAUGCCCUGGUGUCAAAAGUUAAGUUUUUGAUGUUGCUGGGAAUCAUUUUAUUUGCUUGUUAUUACUAUGCUGCCAGAAUUUCUCAUUAUUGAACUUUCAGAAUUUCUCGUUAUUAAAAGGUUGGAAUUUCUCAUUAUUAAAGGAUCAGAAUUUCUCGUUAUUAAACUCCCAGAAUUUUUCAUUAUUAAACAGUCAUAAUUUCUUUUUAUUGAAUAGUCAGAGGUGAGAAUUUCUUUUUAUUUAAUAGUUGGAAUUUCUCAUUUUUAGAUGGUCAGAAUUAUUGAAGCUAAACGAAGAAUCUCAUCAUAGUUUAGUCAACAUAACACGGUCAUAAUUUGUGAAACUCUAGUUUUCAGAAAAAAGUAGGGUGCAGUGAACUAAAAAUUUUAACUAAAUGCAAAAUGUCUUAUUAUUCAAAGAUCAUUAUGGUUGUGUUUUUUUUUUUCACGGGUAUUUAUAAUUUUUAUAAUUGAACUUUUUUGACAGUAUGGAAGAAUAGAAAUGAUGAAUGUCUUAUUAAGUCUUGUUUGUAAUUUAAAAAUGAAGGGAGGAUGUCCUGUUUAUUGCUAGACCAUUAAAUAACUGGUACUUGUACUCUGUUAGAAACAUUAUUAACUGUCUUCUGUUAGAAGUAUUGUUAAGUGCCCAUUUUUUCAUUAAUUAAAAAAAGUCCUUGUUCUGAAGAAUUCCUUGAAUUCCAGGCAUCAUGCCUGUUGUUUGUUUGUUUUUUCUUCAAUUUUGGAAAAUAUCCACAAUCUACCAGGCUUAGAUGCUAUAUUGAUUUUUUAAUGUAAAGUUGCAACUUGGCUUUCACAAAAAAAUAGCUUUGGAAAGAAGCUUGUUUUUGCUUUCACAAAAGAAAGGAGAUUUAAGAAACAAGCAUGUUUUGACCUAUGUUUUACACAUAGUAGUUUUCUAGAACAAUGGUGUUUACACGGUGUCGUAUGAACAAAUUAAAUGUAAACACACAGUUUAGUAUUUUUAGCAAGUGCCUUUUUCUAGAUUCAUUUUGAUUGUUUUUGUUACACCUAGAUUAUGCAGUCUAAGUUCUGCUGGUUAUUGUUAAAAGUUAAGGUUGAUUACUGUGAUUAAUUUAUUUGUAUAUACCCUUUAGCAGAGCUGAAUAAUGUAGACUUACUACAGUUCUAUACUUCUAGCCAGUUUUUAAAAUUGUUAAAAUCUGUCUUGAUGCUAGUGUUUUUUGGGUUUUUUUUUGGUUUAAUCAAAAUUAAUAAAAUUAAGUGGGAACAAACUGCUACAUGGAUGGACAUUUUUUUUUUCAGUUUGUGUGGUGUAACUUUUAACCUAUGUGACAUGUAGUUUAAUAAUUUACAGAUGCUUUUUACUGUAGUAUUUAUGGAAAGAAAUCCUUUGAAGUGAUUUAAAUAUAGAACAUGUCUCUGUAAUUAUGCACUUUUUCUAGUCAUUUCUGUACAUACUGAAGCUUUUUGCUUUGCAGAGGGGCAUUUUGUAAAACAAAUACUUUUUUACAAGAAUAUUUUGAACAGUCCAAAAUGUAAAGAUGAAAACAUUUCUGUGCAAUUGUGAUGGUAAAUGACAGAAAUGCUUAUAUUUUUAACCUUGAGCCUGCUUGCGGCAAGUGAUUCUGCCUUUGCAACCAGCCUGCACAUCUGUGUGCUACUGUUCGCUAUUCAGUCUGUAAAUUUUCAGUUAACACCCCUUUGAAUAAUAAAUGGUACUGCCCAGAUUGAAUGCUGGACCAGUCCAUUUUAGAAAUUUAGCAGGGUAAAGGUUAAAAAGUUCUGUAUUCAGGAUAUUUUUACAAGUAUUAUAUGCCCGAUAUUAAAGAAAACUCCUUUUUGUUAUGAACAUUAUUUACAGAUAUGAUGUGUAUAUGUUAACGAUAAUGUUGCUUGGUACGAGUGUUAUGUAAGCUGUGAAAUCAAUGGUAUAUAAAUGUACAGUAUUGUAUUGUAUAGUUGAAUGUACAGUCUUUUACUGCAUGUACUAAGAACCUUGUUACAGAUAAGGUUGUGAUAAUGUCUAAUAAACGUCAUUAAAAACGA